Messenger RNA from Rotaria sp. Silwood1, 2073 nucleotides. Lineage: Eukaryota; Metazoa; Rotifera; Eurotatoria; Philodinida; Philodinidae. The record is from the annotation of a GenBank genome assembly.
AUGCCAAUACAAUUGUCAGAUUUUCAGAAGAUCGGUCUCGGUCUGUCAAUAUUUGGUGUUGGUUUUAUUUUUCUUGGUAUGAUUUUUUUAUUUGAUAAAGGUUUACUUGCAGUUGGAAAUAUUUUAUUUCUUGCUGGUUUAAGUAUGAUUAUUGGAUUUGAACGUACAUUUCGAUUUUUCUUUCAACGUACAAAAAUUAAGGCUACAUUUCUUUUCUUUGGUGGUAUUGGAAUUGUUUUAUUUGGUUGGCCAAUGGUUGGAAUGAUUUUUGAAAUAUAUGGAUUUUUUCUUCUGUUUGGUGGUUUCAUUCCAAUUGCAAUUAAUUUUCUUCGACGUUUGCCAAUCAUCGGUUCAAUUUUAUUGUUGCCGGGUAUUCGACAAGUUGUCGAUAGAUUAUGUGAAAGUCGAUCGAUGGAACAUAAUGUUUGUUCAAUGUGGUUUACAAUCGAUAUUAAGAAAUAUUCUUUCUAUCGUUAUCGAUAUGAUUUAUUAUUACGACAAAAUGUAAAUCGUUUAUCAAAACGAACACAAUCUAGCUUCACACCACCUUCAAACAAUAAUAGUAAUCAAUCAGUUUCAUCAGAAAAAAAUCCAUCUACAAUAACAACAGUAUUAAAAGGUUUCAAUCUAAAUAUAAUAUCAAUAGAACUCAUCUGUUUACUUUUAGCUCGUCCACGUAAUACACAAGUAAAUGAUGUUCCUGAAAGUUAUACAGAUAAUAAACUUAUUACAGCUGUACGAGCUAUGCAUGAAUAUUUAUUAAGUCCAUCAGAUUUAGAAACACUUCAAAAAUAUAAAACACGUUCACCUUAUACAGAUGUUGCUGAUAGUUCACGUAUGCUUACAGUUUAUCGACGAGGUGAUGUCGAAAAACGAGCUCAUGAAGUGUGGGGUAGUCAAGAAAAUUUAAAUAAAGAAAAAGCUAAACGAACUAAAGCUCUACGAGAUGAAGAUGAAGCUAAGUUUGGUUUAAAAAAAGCCAUUAAAGAAUAUCAAAAACGUUUAAUAUUAAUAGAAAAUGCAUCAUUUGAUAAUCGAAAAGCAGUUAAAAAAAAUAUUCUUACCACUGGUAGUGGAAAAGUAGUUAUUGCAGCUGUUCUUAUUAAUGCAACAAAUGCCGUUGUUAAAACUAUUGGUUGGUUAUUUACAGGUUCGGCUUCAUUAUUUUCUGAAGCAGUACAUUCCAUUGCUGAUACAUGUAAUCAACUUAUAUUAUCAUUUGGUUUAUGGCAAUCAAUCAAAAAACCUAACCCUGAACAUCCUUAUGGUUAUUCAAAUAUGACAUAUAUAUCUUCACUUAUUAGUGGUGUAGGAAUAUUCUGUUUUGGCACAGGUCUAGCUUGGUAUCAUGGUAUAUUAGUAUUAUUAUAUCCUCAAGAAAUGGAAUCUGUCGUUUGGGGUAUAACACUUUUAAGUGGUUCAUUAAUAUCUGAAGGAGCAACACUUUAUAUGGCUGCUAAUGAAAUUCGAGCAUCAGCUAAAGAAACUGGCAUGAAAUUUUGGGAAUAUGUUAGUCAAGGAUAUAAACCAAAUGUAAAUGUUGUCCUAUUAGAAGAUUUAGCAGCUGUUUUAGGUGUAUGUGUAGCUGCUACGGCUAUGGGUCUUUCACUUUAUCUUCAUUCACCUAUUCCAGAUGCCAUUGGAUCACUUAUUAUUGGUUGUAUUUUAGGUGGUGUUGCUUCUUUUAUUAUUUAUUCAAAUACAGCUGCACUUGUUGGACGAUCUAUUCAUCCGAAUCAGAUUGAAGCUAUUAAUAAUGAUUUAGAAAAUGAUCGAAUGGUUCGUGCAUUGUAUGAUAUUAAAGCAACUGAUAUGGGUUCACAAUCAGUUAUGUUUAAAGCUGAAGUUGAUAUUGAUGGAAGAGAAAUAGCUCGAUCGUAUUUAGAAAGAAUUGAUAUUGAACUUCUUCUUAAAGAAAUUCAAAAAAUUGAUACAGCUGAAUCAGUUGAAAUGUUUCUUCUUAAACAUGGAGAAAAUGUUGUCGAUAGAGUUGGAGCAGAAAUUGAUCGUAUCGAACGAAAUCUUCGAAAAAAGCAUCCCUAUUUACGACAUGUUGAUUUAGAAGUUCUUUAG